Penaeus indicus is the source of this 2400-nucleotide messenger RNA. Its product is annotated as nitric oxide synthase-interacting protein homolog. Gene Ontology annotation, cellular component: nucleus. The transcript is spliced from 8 exons. Gene Ontology annotation, molecular function: ubiquitin protein ligase activity. The record is from RefSeq and is a predicted model, not a curated record. NCBI's taxonomy places the organism in Eukaryota, Metazoa, Arthropoda, Malacostraca, Decapoda, Penaeidae. The coding region runs from base 152 to 1036 and encodes 294 amino acids.
UAGAUUAUUUUUUGUGCCAUUGUUGUAUCUCCUAAAACACUCCUCUUUGGGGGGAUGCUGCUGCCCAACUCUUCGCCUGGAAUACAAAAUUUCUGCUUCUGAAUCUGUACUCAUGUCACAAUCCAGCUGAGGAGGAGUUUCAUAGAUCAGAAUGACCCGACACUCGAAAAACUGCACAGCAAGUUCUGUUUACUCAUAUCACGAAAAGAAGAAAGACGCAAAAUCAUCUGGGUAUGGUUCUCUGAAGCUACGAUAUGGAAAGGAUGGAGUGAAGGAUUUUGACUGCUGCAGCCUCUCCCUUCAUCCUUGCCGUAAUCCCGUGGUUACGCCUGAUGGUAUUUUGUUUGACAAGGAAUCCAUCCUGGAAUAUAUUAUUAGUAAGAAGAAUGAGAUUAGCCGUAAAAUAAAGGAAUAUGAAAAGCAAUGCAAGAAGGAACAGGCAGAGAUUGAGGAGAUUGGAGAAGCAGAACACCGUUCCCGCAUUGAGAAGUUCUUGAAGACAGAGGGAGCUGUUGCUUCUGCUUCCCAGGCUGCCCAAGGUUCCAGUACAAGUGAUACUAACAAGGGUGCUUCAGUGUCUAACAUGGCUGCUGGGAAGGACAAGAAACUGCCCAGCUUUUGGAUCCCUUCUCUGACACCUUCCAGCAAGGAAACAAAAUUGCAGAAGCCUGACAAGACCGUCUUUUGUCCCAUAAGUGGAAAGCCUUUAAGAGUAAAGGACCUUGUUGAUGUCAAGUUCACACUGGCUGAUCCAGAAGACAAGGGUCUCCUUGAUGGCCGAAGGGACAGGUACAAGUGCCCAGUCACAGGGGACAUCCUGAGGAACAACAUCACAUGUGCUAUUCUUCGACAGACAGGUCAUGUGGUUACAUUGGAUUGUAUUGAGAAAUUGGUGAAGAAAGACAUGCUGCACCCAAUUACAGGAGCAAAACUCGUAGACAAGGACAUCAUUGUAUUGCAGAGGGGAGGAACAGGCUUCUCAGCUGCCAAUGAACAAUUGUCAAGCGUGAAAGCCAGACCGGUGUUGCAAGCUUAAUAUGGAAACAAGAAUGUCUUUGAUAUUGUAAAGUUUGUAUUUCCUUUUUAUAAGAAAGUGACCUUUGCUUGAAGUCAGUAACUCUUAAGAAAUAUUACCUUUUAUAUUGUACUUCAACAUUUUCUUAAUUUUUUCUCUUUUCUUUUUCUUUUCAUUUUCAAUUUUUUUGAAAGAUCCAUUAUUUUUAAUUACAUGACAGGAUAGGAAUGUAAAGAUUUUAGACAUAGAUGGUGACUGGUUGUUUUCCAUAAAUUCCUGUACACUAAGUAUCGAAGCAGAACUAUUGUGUUCAUACUUUACCUUGAUAUGAAUAUGAACUAUCAAAUGAUUUUAACCUUUUGAAAUAAUUUGAAAUCCUGGUUACUUCAUAACAAAGGUUCAUUCAUAUGUAUGUAUGUAGUAAAAUGGUACAAAGGAAAGUCCCUUAGUAAAUAUGCAACAAACCCUACCUUAAAUUUCAAACUAAAAUUUGAGACAACAAAAAUCUAUGUGGCCAGUGACAAAUGUGAUAUAGAAAAGUAACAGUAUAUCCUUCACUGACCCUGAUAAAUGAUAGAAGAAUGGACUUACUAUUCUGAAAAUCUUUUGAACUUUUUAUACUGUCAGGAGUCUAAUUUUAUCCCGUCAAUUAACUGAAGCUGUUGGGGAUGGCAUGUAUGUACGUGUAGUUCCCACUGUGAGUUUAAUUUAUUAAUUGUUUUUACACAGAUGGCUUCACAAGUACUAAGUCACCGGUGAGUCAGUUACGAGUAUUACCUGUCUCACCUGUUAACCAUUUUCCUUGAUUUUUGAAAAUAUUUUGUGGCAUCUAAUAAUGCUGUUAGUAAUGUCAAUAGCACUAUAAUAUUUUUAAUGUCUACAAUAAAAUAACAUAAAUAUUGAUAGCAUUAGUAGAAACAGUGUUUUUCUGGCAAACUCAAAGGAAAGGUGAAAUCAAGUGAGCUCACAAGGUCUACUAAUUGACUCCUUUGUAGCUAAGCACUUGCAGAGCCAUCUCUUUGCAGAGACAUUUCCCAAAGCAAUCUAACAGUGAAUACAUUUUACUUAACAUGGGUUAAGGAAGAGUUUAGAAUAUAAAUUAUAAGAAACAACCAAUUUUAUUUUUCUCAUCAUACAUUGACUGAUAACAGAGAAACAGUUGCUGGCAAACAUAUAGACAAUUAAAAUUUAAUCCAAUGAAAAUGAUAAAACACAGAUAAAAAACAUUUGUAUAUGACCCUGUAUUCAUAAUGUGGUAAUUACCGUUUGAGGUGUUUUGACUUUCUUUGAAUGGAAAACCUCUAGAUAUACAAAAUGCUAAAUAUAUUUUAGGACAAAAAUAGUAUGGUGUAAGGUAUCUAUGAAAAUAUAAAGCAAUUUACUCA